Molecule: messenger RNA, 6344 nt
Organism: Culicoides brevitarsis
Lineage: Eukaryota; Metazoa; Arthropoda; Insecta; Diptera; Ceratopogonidae
Gene: Sbf
Product: myotubularin-related protein 13
Exons: 8
Coding region: 489-6344 (1951 amino acids)
Cellular component (GO): cytoplasm; membrane
Molecular function (GO): guanyl-nucleotide exchange factor activity
Source: RefSeq, a predicted model, not a curated record
UUUAUCGGCUGUCGAUCGCUGAUUUUAUCACUCUUUUCGGUAGAAACAGCUCCUUUCGUUGCAUUUUUCGGAAGUUACAGCAUUUAAUUUUGGACCUGCAAUCGAAGGAAGUUAAAAACCCUGCAAAAUUCGUGCUACAAGAGGAAAAAUCGAGCAAAAUUUGAGCCGACAGCCCAUCCCAACAAAAACAUCAUCAUUUUUUUUUAUCAAAUUUCAGUACAGAGUUCUGAGUUAUUGAGAAGCAAGCCGAUCGUCGUCGUAUAAUCAGUUCCAAUUAAUUGCAAUUAACUGCGGGUCUCGAUCUCGACUAUUCUGAUUCUCCCUCCGAUAUCAAAAAAAAAAAAAAAGUUACAUAUGACGUCGUACACGACACAUAAAAAUAAUAAUAUGUUAAUGAUACGACGAAACUGAGAAGGAAUUUGGAUAGUUUUUCGUACACACACUCACAAAUAAUUAAAUUUGUAUUGUUUGUUACUUUGCGCUGGAGAAUGUCACGCUUAGCCGAUUAUUUCGUUGUGGUUGGAUACGAUCAUGAAAAGGAGAGAAGCGGAACUCGUUGCGGCAAAAUUCUCCAAAGAUUUCCCGAGAAAGAUUGGCCUGAUACUCCCUUCAUCGAAGGCAUUGAAUGGUUUUGUCAACCUCAGGGAUGGGCUUUGUCGACAGAAAAGCAAGAACCGCAAUUUUUCGUCUCUGUGCUGACAGAUAUCGAUGCCCAGCAUCACUAUUGUGCCUGUUUAUGCUUUAACGAAACAGUUGCCAUCACGCCAAGCAAGCCUGUCGAUGACGAAGAAGAGAGUUUGGGCAUCGGAAGUACGGGAAAUGCUCUGAUAUUAUCAGGCCCGCCCGCAAUUUUGCAUCAUAGUGUCAUGUAUGCGCCAAAAUGUCUUGUUCUCGUGUCACGCUUGAACUACAUCGAGACUUUUAGAAAUUGUCUCGGAACGAUAUUUACAGUGUACACGGAAUCGUUGCCAUAUGCAUUGGAGAGUUUGAUUGGAAAUAUUUUGGGAUGCAUUCAAAUUCCGCCGCCCGGAGGCCCGCAAGUGCGUUUUUCGAUUGGAGCGGGAGAUAAACAGGCACUUCAACCGCCGUUAUCAGCAACACUUCCCGUGACGGGAUCAUGCGUGCAUGGAUUAUUCCAACAAUUGGGCAUAAAAAAUGUUUUGUUGCUCUUUUGUGCCGUGAUGACGGAAUCAAAAGUCUUGUUGCAUAGCAGUAGUUACAGCCGACUAACGGAUGGUUGUCAUGCACUUACUUCCCUUAUGUAUCCUUUCCGUUUCAGUCACGUUUACAUUCCCAUCUUGCCGGCAUCCCUCAUCGAAGUCCUUUCAACCCCCACGCCCUUCAUCAUGGGCGUUCACAGCAGUUUGCAGCCCGAAAUAAACGACGUGCUCGACGUCAUUAUCGCCGAUUUGGAUGGCGGUUCAAUUGGCAUUCCCGAAUCUCUUGUACCUCCGUUGGCAAUUCUUCCGCCUGCGCUAUGGAAAUCCACGCAAGAAGCCCUGCAACACGUUCUGCAACCCGAAUUAGCCCAAGCUGACAUGGCAUUUGCCGUACAAAGUCCCGCCUCCUCAUCAAAAACCGCCGCCAUCCUCGACAAGGAAAUUCGUGCCGUAUUUAUGCGUCUCUUUGCUCAACUCCUGCAAGGAUACCGCAGUUGUCUCACCCUCAUCCGAAUUUACCCAAAACCCGUGAUAAAAUUUCACAAAGCGGGAUUUUUGGGGGCACGCGAAAUGAUAGACUGUGAUUUUUUAUCGAGAUUAUUAGACAGUAUGUUCUUUUCGGAGUUCGUGUCAGAACGAGGACCUCCGUGGCGUUCCUGCGAUGCAUGGGACGAACUUUACAGCUCGAUGAACGAAUUGCUAAAAUCCGAAUCUCAGGACCCGAAAUUGAUAUUACCUCAUAUUCAGGAGUUGGGUUUGCAACUUUACGCGAACGAAAAUCCCAAUCCGACAAUUUAUCCGCAAAAAAUCCUGAGACCGCCUGAUGGAGCGAACGCGAGAUUGCAUCAACCUGCCAUGCCGCAAAUUGAUGCGACGCAAGUUCAGCGAAUUAUCGAUGAAGGACUCGCGCGAAAUGAUUUACAAACGCGAAUGCAAUCUUUUAGCAAGACGCCGCCCCGAAUCGUGCCAAUGGGAUGUCACUUGCAAUCGAUUUCCGAUGGAAGACCUGUCGUUAACAACACGGCACGACGCUUAGAAGUGCUUAAAACGUGCGUUAAUUGCAUUUUCGAGAACAAAAUUGCGGAUGCACGAAAAAGUUUUCCCGCCGUGAUGCGAAUUUUGAAGCAACGUGAUGCCCGGCUGACGUUAUGUCGUGAAUUAGAUAAAAAUGUGCAAGGCAACAAAGCUGUUUUAGACAAUCAACAGUUCGAUUUAGUCGUGAAACUCAUGAAUCGUGCGUUGCAAGACGACUCUUCGUUAGACGAACAUGGCGUAGCUGCCGCUUUACUCCCAUUAUCGGCUGCAUUUUGUCGAAAACUCUGCACGGGAGUCAUCCAAUUCGCCUAUAGUUGCAUUCAGGACCACCCGGUAUGGAAAAAUCAGCAAUUUUGGGAGAUGGCAUUUUAUCAAGACGUUCAAACACAAAUAAAACAAUUUUAUUUGCAUCGAAAUCAGGAAGAAUCGAACAAUUAUCGCACAAAUUUGUCAUGGGCGGGCGAAAAUUCGUAUGGUUCGACCCUUUCGAUGAAGGAAAAAAAGGAUUUUCGUACCUCCCUGAUGCCCCGAAUCCACGAACCAUCAGCUUUGGAAAUUGCCGCGGAGCAAUUACGCUUGUGGCCUUCGUUGGAUGAAGCAAAACGCAAAGAACUCAUCGAUUCUGAGGAAAAAACGGUUUUUAGUCAGGCAACGCAUUACGCGAAUCGAAUGGUUUUCCUCAUGUUACCUUUAGAUAUCAACCUGAACGUGCGAGUGCCGAAAAUUAAUGCUCAUGUCGACGACGACAGCAUCUCGAAUAGCGUAAUUGAGUCGCGGAGUCAAAGCGGGCACUCUGACGAGGGUUUUGAGGAAAGUGAUCCGAGCGAAGUUGGCAAUCAAGUCAUCAAAACUGUCUGUAAAUUCAUCGAUCGCAUCUGUACGGAGGGAAAUGUGACCUUGGAUCAUAUCAAAAGUCUUCAUAGGAUCGUUCCGGAUUUGGUUCACAUGCAAAUUGAGACACUCGAAGCCGUGAAUCGCGAAUCGAAACGCAUUCCGCCGAUUCAGAAGCCGAAAAUUCAGCGUCCCAUGCUGUUAUCGGGCGAAGAAAUCAUCGGAGAUCCGCUCCGGAGUUACUUGCUGUCAGACGGGCGUGAAGAAACGAUCGAAGGAAGUAAUUUAUUUCCGGCGGAAGGAGCGUUGUUUCUCACAAACUAUCGUGUUAUCUUCAAGGGAACGCCGUGUGAUGCUCUCGCAUGUGAACAUAGCAUCGUUCGAGCUUUUCCCAUCUCAUCUUUGACCAAAGAAAAACGAAUUUCCGUUUUGUACUUGAAACAUCUCGAACAAGUGUUGCCGGAAGGGAUGCAAUUGCGCUCCUGCACCUUCCAACUGAUAAAAGUCGCGUUUGAUGAGGAAGUCACGCCCGAAUAUAUCGAAAUGUUCCGCAAACAAAUCCAAAAAAUCCGACAUCCAAUCGACGAAUUCGGGUAUUUUGCUUUUGCGAGUCACGGAAUUGUCCUUCAGACCCCCAUGCACAAAGGGGGCAAAGAGAAAAACGCAACUUUGCGAGGUUUGGCGAAACGAACUCUCAUGCGAACAGCGAAAAAGGCGGGAUUUAACAAAAAAGCCAAAACUCGAAAGUAUAUUUUCUCCGAAGUAGACAUUGAUGAAAAUGCUCAAGCCAAUGAUAAUGAAGAUGAGGAUCUCUCCGACGAUAUGGCAGAUACGAUACCGCGACAUGUGACUGUAAAAGAUGUUGAACGGCUCAAAGAGCGGGGUUAUGUUAAAGAUUGGCUUCGUUUAGGAUUGGGAGAUGUUCAGUCGGGAUAUCGGAUAACGACGUCAAAUUGUAAUUACAGUCUUUCGCGCACAUAUCCGGCGAUUUUGGUUUGUCCGAAGGAAGUUAAUGAUGAAAGUGUGAGGAAUCUCGCGAAAUGUUACAAAAAUCAACGAAUUCCAGUGCCAACGUGGCGGCAUCAAAAUGGAGCUGUGUUAUUGAGAGGAGCAGUGCCGUUAGCAAAAGGCGUGAUUGGGAUGUUUAAAGGACAUCCGAGUUCGACGACGACUUCUGUGGAUGGCACGAGUUUUCAGGAACAAGACAGAUACUUUGUUCAAGUAAUCCGAACGACGCCGCAAGCAAAAAGCCUUCGUCACGCAUGGGGCUUAUCCGAUUCUAACGUAUCGAUUGACUCAUUAGCGAUGGCUGUCACGAGUAUGCGAAGCCCAAACUCCUCCGGAAUGUCAGCUAUCACGCCAGAUUCGAAUCGUCGCUCGAAUGUCGUCAGUAUGUACGGCGCCCCAUCAUCCGGAAACUCCUCAUUUUCAACUUUUGGCAGAGCUUCCCAAAGCAAAGGCAAAUGGAAUUCCCUCAAACCGAGUCCAGCUCCUUUGCGCGACGUGAAUUCGUACGAAAAUAAUCAACAAUACACGAUAAAUCGCGUCCCAUUGUACUUCCUCGGAGAAAAAUCUCACUCGAAAUCGGCAAAAUUGUCGGAAAUGUACGCAGAAUUCAUUCCCGUUGACUACACGGAUGUGCGACAUUCGCGAUUGGCAUUUAAAAAACUCAUGAGAGCGUGUUUGCCGUCAGUGACGAACACGGAACCGGAUCAAACGUUUGCGAAACUCGUCGAACAAUCGGAAUGGCUGCAACAAAUUCGUGGAUUGCUCCAAUUGUCGGGAGCGAUCGUCGAUUUGAUGGAUUUGCAAGAGUCGAGUGUUUGUUUAGCACUUGAGGAUGGAUGUGAUGUCACGGCGCAAUUAACGUCGCUUGCUCAAUUGUGUCUGGAUCCGUAUUAUAGGACGAUAGAAGGUUUCCGCGUGCUAAUUGAGAAAGAAUGGCUCGCUUUUGGUCACAGAUUUGGUCAUCGAAGCAAUUUAAAGCCCGCCAGUAGUCGUUCAGGAUCUCCGUUUGCGCCAACUUUCUUGCAAUUUCUCGAUGCUGUGUACCAAAUUCAUCUCCAAUUCCCGCUGGCAUUCGAAUUUAACGAAUUUUAUCUCCGUUUCUUGGCAUAUCACUCGGUUUCAUGUCGUUUUCGUACUUUUCUCUUCGAUUGCGAGCUCGAACGUGUCGAUAUUGGCAUCAUGACAGUCGAAGACAAACGCGGCUCCUUAAAUUCUCAUCAUAAAACUGUCGUUGAUACCGGCGCAGGGUCCGACGACGACAAUAUCUACCCCGGAGGACCUCGAACCACAAAUACAUCCGCUCAAAAACUCGGCGCCUCCGUUUUUGACUACAUCGAACGACAAAACACGAAAUCGCCGAUGUUUUUCAACUUCAUGUACACGCCAGAUCCGGAUCGGUUGGUGCUGAGACCUCAAAGUGCGCUUUCGAUGUUGGAAGUUUGGCCAUUUUACACGAAUGAGGAACUCGCGCAAGGACCUCCGUAUGAUCCAGAAGUACUUUCGCACGACAUGUACGACGACGAUGACGGCGAUUAUCAAGGAAGUUCGGGAGAAAAUACGGGAAAGAGGAAAGUUGUCAUGGUUGGGUAUGAUAGUUUGGAUAAAUGUGACCCCGAUGCAUUUAGUAUGUUGAUGGAGAAUUUGAAACAAGCGGAAUCCGAGAGAAAUCUCUUGCCACAGAAAUGGAGACAAGUUUGGGAUAAACUUGAAUUACCGCAUUCGGAUUCGCUGACGAGACAUGCUUCGUUUUCGAGUGCUUUGGUUAAAAGUCACAGUCGAUUGCAACAUAAGAGAUCUACUUUGGAAAUCAUCAUGCGUGGAAGACUGUCUGGCGUGCAUCAAGAAAGUUUUUCACAUCCGCAUCGCUUCGAAAAACAUGCAUUUACGACGCCAACACAUUGUAACCAUUGCAGUAGUCUCUUAUGGGGUCCUGUGAGAAACGGUUUAAGAUGUAUGGACUGCGGCAAUUCAUAUCAUGAAAAAUGCGCGGAUUCUGUUCCAAAGAAUUGCACCAAAUACAAAGCUGUCGAAGGUCCUCAACAAACACUGACACGAAAUCAAGGCGAUAACGGAAGUGUUGCUUCGAGCGCUAAUACUGCUGGACAAACGUCGAAUCAGGACAUUUACAACAAAUUUGGAAGUGAUGUCGCUGAAAAUAAAACUCAUGAAGGAUAUUUGUACAAGAGAGGCGCUUUAUUGAAAGGUUGGAAACAAAGAUGGUUCGUUUUGGAUUCAAUCAAACAUCAAAUUCGUUAUUUUGACAACAUGGAGGACAGUAAUCCGAAAGGAUUUAUCGGUAAAUUUCUUUAA